AUGGACGAGAAGCAUAUCGAAUCGGUGGGGCCAGAGUCAACGUCGAGGGGUGAUAUCGAGACGGCGAGAGCACCAGCCGCGCUCAAGUUACACCCACAGCCGACCUCUGAUUCUCUCGACCCGUUGAACUGGUCUAAACUACAGAAGCAUACAAUCCUCGCCAUAGUUAUGUUCAAGUACUUUUUAUUCACUUAUGUCACAACAACAACCGUUCCCUCCUUCGCUGAGAUCCAGGAGCAAUUCAACAUUUCCUACUCGCAAGUCAACUGGACUGUUGCCGUUCCCGCCCUUGGUCUUGCGGUCGGACCCCUCAUCUGGUCCUCUUUGAGCGAUAUCUACGGACGAAGGAUAAUCUUCAUCAUUGGCACAAUUAUCGCUUUGGUCGCGACCUGCGGUGCCGCUGCUGCUCCGACAUAUGGCGAGUACAUGGCGGCCCGAUUCUUCCAAGGCCUCGGUGUCAGUCCGGCUGCUACAGUCGGCAUGGCAGUCGUUGGUGAUCUGUUCUUCGAGCAUGAGCGUGGCCAGAAGCUCGGCCUUUGGGUACUCGCCCUAGAUACUGGUCUUCUUGUCGGCCCCAUCUUUGGCGGUUUCCUCAACCUUGUUAGCGCUUCCUGGAUCAACUGGUUUAAUGCGCUCCUUUUCGCCGCGCUCCUCCUCCUGGAGCUCUUCUUCAUGCCCGAAACCCUCUAUCCCCGCAACUUAAUGUUGUCGCAACUCCCUCCCGUCCUUGAGUCCCCUGACGUGACCGACAGUGAAAAGCACGAGUCAACGCCCCAGAGGGCGGACAGGGAGGUUGACCUCCGACGCACGAAAACUCUUCCUUUUCUCAAUUUUACACCUAUUCCCGGCCUCAAACACCCUAAACCUUGGGAUACUCCCAUUCGAUUUCUGCUUACUUUCAAACAGCCAGUUGUCGUCCUCGCAGUGGUUGGCUACUCGUUCAUUUGGUACUGGUGGAUACUUUCGGUGAUUACCAUGAUUGGCGCCGCGUACAUCGACUACACCCCGCUCAUCCAAGGGCUUCUAUUCAUUGGAUUGCUCCUCGGAACAGUAUUCUCGGAGGUCUUCUGCUCCGGAACGUUGAGCGAUUGGAUUGUCGCUCGACUCGCUAAGAAGAACGGCGGUGUUCGCGUGGCGGAGAUGAGGCUGUGGCUUGCGUAUCCUGCCAUCCUUCUCACAGCGAUUGGAUUGAUUGUUUGGGGCAUUAGCGUAGAUAAAGGCUACCAUUGGAUGGUGGGCCAGGUUGCCUUUUUCCUGUUCGCCGCUGGUGUCCAGAUGGGAAACACAGUCACGAGUAGCUACAUUGUAGACAGCUACCCUCUUCAAUCCAUGAGUGUCAUUACUUUCUACGCUGUUUUUCUCAACCUCAGCGCCUUCAUUAAUCCUUUCUUCAUCGCUGUCUGGCAAGAAUCUUCUGGCUGGACCUGGACUUUUGCCGCUCAGGGAAUUAUUGUUUUCUUCGCCGGCAUACCUUUAUUUGCGCUCCUUCACAAAUUUGGAGGCAAAAUUCGUCAGAAGACUUCACAGCCCACUUGGGUUAAUCCAGAGUUUGAUAUUUCUAUUUGA
This is a messenger RNA of Scedosporium apiospermum, 1566 nucleotides long. Its product is annotated as putative MFS transporter. Gene Ontology annotation, molecular function: transmembrane transporter activity. The coding region runs from base 1 to 1566 and encodes 521 amino acids. NCBI's taxonomy places the organism in Eukaryota, Fungi, Ascomycota, Sordariomycetes, Microascales, Microascaceae. The transcript has 6 exons. Gene Ontology annotation, biological process: transmembrane transport. The record is from RefSeq and is a predicted model, not a curated record.